Molecule: messenger RNA, 567 nt
Organism: Acanthosepion pharaonis
Lineage: Eukaryota; Metazoa; Mollusca; Cephalopoda; Sepiida; Sepiidae
Source: the annotation of a GenBank genome assembly
AUGAAACAUCUAUCUUCUCUCUAUAAAGACAUCUAUGAAGCCAUCUCUUCUCUCUAUAAAGACAUCUAUGAAGCUAUCUCUUCUCUCUAUAAAGACAUCUAUGAAGCCAUCUCUUCUCUCUAUAAAGACAUCUAUGAAGCCAUCUCUUCUCUCUAUGAAGACAACUAUGAAGCCAUCUCUUCUCUCUAUAAAGACAACCAUGAAGCCAUUCUUCUCUCUAUAAAGACAACUAUGAAGCCAUCUCUUCUCUCUAUAAAGACAUCUAUGAAGCCAUCUCUUCUCUUUAUAAAGACAUCUAUGAAGCCAUCUCUUCUCUCUAUGAAGACAUCUAUGAAGCCAUCUCUUCUCUCUAUAAAGACAUCUAUGAAGCUAUCUCUUCUCUCUAUAAAGACAUCUAUGAAGCCUAUCUCUCUUCUCUCUAUAAAGACAUCUAUGAAGCCAUCUCUUCUCUCUAUAAAGACAUCUAUGAAGCACAUCUCUUCUCUCUAUAAAGACAUCUAUGAAGCCAUCUCUUCUCUCUAUAAAGACAUCUAUGAAGCCAUCUCUUCUCUCUAUAAAGACAACUAA